AUGCCGUCAUCAACGGAAGAUAGAUUUUAUAAAGAAGAGGAGGAAAGCUCGAUAACGAAAAAGCAAGAAGUUGCUUAUGAUAAGAAUGAUUCUUUUCAAUCAAGUAAUGAUCGAGACCUGAUAAUAGCCGCUCAAAUAAAGGAUAAAGAAGUUGAAGAAAAAGUAAUUACGAGAAUUAUAGAUCGUCAUAUGAUGCCAUUAUUUUGUGUCUUUUAUUUUAUGGAUUUCCUUGAUCGUGCAAAUAUUGGUAAUGCAACGUUAGCUGGUAUUCAAGUUGAUUUACAUUUAUCAUCAGAGCAAUUAAGUACAGUUAUUUCAGCUUUCUAUAUUACAUAUAUCAUUUUUGAAGUACCUUCUAAUAUUGUAUUAAAGCGUACAAGUGCUGCUUUAUGGUUAUCACUUAUCAUGCUAUUAUGGGGUAUAAUAACUUUGGUGAUGGCAUUUUCGAAAAACUUUCAAAGCUUACUUGCUUGUAGGCUUUUAUUAGGGGCUGCAGAGAGUGGAUAUAUACCGGGUAUAUUAUAUUUGAUGUCUAAAGUAUAUCGUCCUCGUGAAUUCGUUUUACGUGUUGCUUUAUUACUUUGCAUGACUUCAGUGUCAGGUAUUGUAUCAGGACCUAUUGCUUAUGGUACUUCAUUCCUUGAGGGACAGAGAGGUUUACAUGGAUGGCAGUAUCUUUUUAUCUUGGAGGGAGUCCCGACCAUUUGUCUAAGUGUCAUUUCUUAUUUUUAUUUAUUUGAUGACAUUAAGACCGUACCUUGGUUAACAGAUGCUCAAAAGAGGGCCUUACAUCGUGACUCUACUAUGACACUAGACCAUCAGAGGAAUUCCACCAUCACGAUGAAUGUCUUUUUCAAUGCUGUCCUUGAUUGGAAAACAGCUUUGUUUUCCCUUGUCUUUUUCUUGGGGGUCACUAAUCUCGUAAGCUAUCAGAUCUUUACCCCUAUGAUCAUCGAUGGCUUUGGAUUCCCCAUCUUUACCUCUCAAUUACUAUCAGCUCCUCCUAAUGUACUUCAAACUGUCUCUAUCAUCAUGGGAGGUUAUAUGUCUGAUAAGUUUGAUAACAAGCGUGGUCUUUUGAUCUUUACAGGCUUUAUCAUAGCCUCUAUAGGUUACAUGUUGCUUUUAAUUCUUCAAGACCGAUGGGGUAAUAUAUAUAUAUUUAUAUUAUAA
Messenger RNA from Cokeromyces recurvatus, 1173 nucleotides. Its product is annotated as major facilitator superfamily domain-containing protein. Gene Ontology annotation, cellular component: membrane. Gene Ontology annotation, molecular function: transmembrane transporter activity. The coding region runs from base 1 to 1173 and encodes 390 amino acids. The transcript has 5 exons. Gene Ontology annotation, biological process: transmembrane transport. The record is from RefSeq and is a predicted model, not a curated record. NCBI's taxonomy places the organism in Eukaryota, Fungi, Mucoromycota, Mucoromycetes, Mucorales, Mucoraceae.